Molecule: messenger RNA, 3168 nt
Organism: Porites evermanni
Lineage: Eukaryota; Metazoa; Cnidaria; Anthozoa; Scleractinia; Poritidae
Source: the annotation of a GenBank genome assembly
UUUGUGAACGAUGACUUGUUUGACGCCGAGUAUGGAGACAGCGAUGGCGAACAAAAUGGCGAUCUAGAAGAAGACAAUUUUCCUAAAUCUCCGGCAACCGACUGGGUGGAAAAACCUCUCGAAAGUAAUUCUGACGGGGAACCUCAAGACAGCAGGUUAGAUGAGGAAACAAGUAUUAAAACGGUAGACGAACGACAGAAACAAGAGGCACUCGCAGAAAAGGUCAGGAAAUACAUCUGUACAUGCCCGGGUGUACAUGCAAUUAAACACUUUUAUUUUACUAGGCUAGUCGAUUAAAAUAAGCUUAAGCUUAAGUUUUAGCAUAAUUUUAGGGCCACAUGAAAGAAAAAAGUAACUGGAAGAGUGUAAAAGAAAGAUUUUUCAUGGUUUUUAAAAUCUGUAAUUACGUGUAGCAGCCACUACACUGAGAUAUUAAUUUUAAAAAUAUCUUAGUGGCUGAUUAAUGAUUACCUCAUUAUAAUUUUAAUUUUUGUUGGGCCACCCCAACAUUUGCAUCCCACCUCCGUUCAACCUUCUUGACUACUUUGGACUGGGAUUGUAGUUAGUUAUAGCUGCAGUUACAACUGUAAUGCACCAGUCCAUUCCAGAGGUCAAAAUUCUUAGGACACUUGACACGAUCUGCCUUAAUUUGUCUCCCUUUCCCCCAUCGCCCCCAAGCAAUGUUGUAGUUUGUGCACCCUGACACUACCCUGUACACUUUACCCUGUCCUAAAAGUGUUUGGGGGGAGGGGAGGGCCAUUGGAGGCAUCCAAACUGUUACAGAAGUGCAUAUGAUGCUACAUCUUCAUAUUUGAUAUGUUAGGGAUGUGGAAGGAAGGUUUUCAAUAACCAUCCCAAGGAUUUUUGUCCUCCAAUGUAGGUUCCUUUAAAUAGGCUUCAGAUCUGGUAGAAGUAGGGGAGGGUCCUCAAGUCUAUACCACCACUUGAGAAACCCUAAAUACGUAUUUACCAUAAAAUAAAAAUACCCUUUGAAUUAAAAUUCCAAAGCUGUCUACAAGUGAUGAUGCUGAGCUUGUAGAGAAAAGUGAUGAUAAGGAAGACAAUGCAACAGAGGAGAAAAAUACUGGCACUUCACCAGUAAAGGAAGAUCAGACUGAAAAUCAGUCAGGUGAAGAUGAAGAUGACAGUUCUGAUGAGGAGACUUUAAAUGUAAAGAGACAUAAACAGAAAAAUGAGGUUAAAAAGGUCAGUUCAUGUUUGCUUUUGUAACUACAGAUUUGAUCAUCCAAGUGUGGAUAUUCUCAGAAAAUUUGAUCCUUUGUCUUAAACUGAGUGCAUGUAAGCUUGAGUACUAUGUUCAGUUUUGGAAGAGAGCACUCCAUUGCAUGGCUGUCUGGACUGAGGGUUGGGCAUAUUCCUUGGCUAAUAGGAAACAAAAAGAAAAUACAUGUAGGACUAAAAGAACUUCUUAGCUGAUCAAAUCUGUGCCCUCUAACUCAUUUACGUGUACCAGUAGCAACUUGAAAUCCUAUCAACAGCUCUGCCCUUGUACAUGGUCUAAAUUUUUAAAACAAUGUUCAGCAAGAUUUAGCAGGGCUUCAAAAGAACUUUAAUUCCAGCUUGUUCUUUUUAAUUUGAGUAACUCACAUUUUGCUCGCUUGUGGCCACUUCUUGCUCAUCAUUCUUAGUGGUAAUGAUUCGGCUAGACUUGGUGCUUUGCUUACAGGUACACCCUUGCCCAUUGGACAAGUGAGCUUUAAAAGUUACCUUUCCAGCAAGAGAAUCUAGUUGUAUCCAGACUACAAGACAACCCUUUUUAAGCCCGUGUUUACAUGUAGUACAGUAAACACCCGCAUGAACACACAAUUUCGGAGGUCAGACUGACUGAGUUCUUAUUUAUCGGGCGCUUAAUGAAAAAUCAGCCUCAAAAUGUUCUUAAAUUGUUAUUUAGUGAUACUAUCCAAAACAUGUAAUUAUUCUGUAAUCUGCAAACAUAAACUUACAUGUUUUGUAAUUAUGACACUUUUUCCAUUGUUACAAUUUUCAGGCUGAUCUUGUUCUUAUAAAAAUGGGGCUUUAUUGGCCAAAUUUCAGCCUGGUGUUCUUAAUCCAUUUGUUCUUAUAUGCAGGUGUUUACUGUAUUCCUAGCCAAGCAAGGACUUUUAAGAUAAACUACCAUGAAAGAAACAUGGACAUUUUUUGUAGGGCAACACCAUCAUUUCAGAUAAAUUUUGUGAAAGAUUUUGUUUUUUGAAUUUGCUUCAGCCAUUUGAAAAUGAUGACUUAUUUGAUGCGGAGAUUGGUGAGGAUAGUGAUGACAGAGAAGAUGGCAACCUUUCUAAUGAUGAUUACGAUGCUCCCAAAUCACCAUCACAUGGACAAAGUCAUUCAGGAGAAGAGACAGCAACGAUGAGUUCUGAUGAUGAAUCCACUCGCAAAAAUGUCAAAAAGCGGAAGAAACGAGAUGCUAAAAGGAAGGUAAAAUCAUAAUAUAUCUUGACAAAAUGCAGUUAUUUGAAAUUAAAAGCCUUUAACAACAAAGAGCACCAUCUUGUUGCGCCAUACUUUAAUUAUACGAGAUAGCAGAUUCAUCUCCCCAGCUGGCCAAUUUGCCCAGUGCCAGAUGCCUGGCCUGAAUUAAGUUUUACCUUUUGGGAAAAGUAUUCAAGAAACAGUCUUGCCAAAUCAACUGAAGUGACUAAAAAGAGUAGAAAGAAUGCAUUGCCUUCAAACGAGGUCCUGUAUAUUGGAAAGCUUCCAAAAAUUAAUGGAGUGGGCCUUGCCAGUCAUUUAAUAAUUUUUUGUCCACUUGAUAUUUCUGGUUUCCCAGUGUGAAUGGUAUUCCCCUUUUUCUUGACAAUUCAGUAUGAGUAUUUAACCUGGAGCUGCAUCUACAUCUCUGCAUCUGCAUCUCCAUAACAUGCAACUGUACAGUGUGAGUUAUACAUGUACAGAGUUAAGUGCACUAUGCAGUUUAUGCCGUGUACUAUUAAAAUAAAAGCUUACUAAAAAGUCAAAUCUGCAUAAAAUGCAAAACAACUUAAUUACGUUUUGAUGAAUAAAACGCAAGUUUAUCGUGGUUCAAUCAUAGAGUUGUUUUAUCUAGUUAUUAUUUUUUGUUUCAAGUCUUCAAAGCCUCAAAAAGCAAGAAAGGCAGAACUUUUCAACAUGCAUAGUGAGACACAAAGAAUGGUUAGAGGUUUGUAA